Penicillium odoratum is the source of this 2169-nucleotide messenger RNA. RefSeq names its product catalase catB (gene cat1). Lineage: Eukaryota; Fungi; Ascomycota; Eurotiomycetes; Eurotiales; Aspergillaceae. Bases 1 to 2169 code for a protein of 722 amino acids. Gene Ontology annotation, biological process: hydrogen peroxide catabolic process; response to oxidative stress. The record is from RefSeq and is a predicted model, not a curated record. Gene Ontology annotation, cellular component: cytosol. Gene Ontology annotation, molecular function: catalase activity; heme binding. The transcript is spliced from 5 exons.
AUGCAUCACGCGGCAUUUCUCAUAGGCCUCAUUGGCGCUGCCAAUGCCGCCUGUCCUUACAUGACAGGCGAUUUACCCUCGUCUAACCUUCACCGUCGAGAUGACACCGAUGCAUCCGCUGCGACGGAGGAUUUCCUUUCUCAAUUCUACCUCAAUGAUCAAGAUGUGUUCAUGACUUCCGACGUUGGCGGUCCUAUCGCAGACCAGAAUAGUCUCAGUGCAGGAGAACGUGGUCCAACUCUUCUUGAAGAUUUUAUUUUCCGUCAGAAAAUCCAGCGAUUUGAUCAUGAGCGGGUACCUGAACGUGCCGUCCAUGCUCGCGGUGUCGGAGCCCAUGGUGUUUUCACUUCUUACGGCAACUGGUCCAAUUUAACAGCAGCUUCGUUCCUCGGCGCAGAGGGGAAAGAAACACCUAUGUUCACUCGAUUUUCUACUGUGGCCGGUAGUCGCGGAAGUGCCGAUACAGCACGCGAUGUUCACGGAUUUGCGACACGGUUCUAUACCGACGAAGGCAAUUUCGAUAUCGUCGGAAAUAAUAUCCCCGUCUUUUUCAUUCAGGAUGCUAUCCUCUUCCCAGACCUCAUUCACGCGGUGAAACCCCGAGGCGAUAAUGAGAUUCCUCAGGCUGCGACUGCGCAUGAUUCGGCAUGGGACUUCUUUAGUCAACAGCCUAGUUCGCUGCAUACACUUAUGUGGGCGAUGGCUGGACAUGGUAUUCCGAGAUCAUUCCGUCAUGUUGAUGGGUUCGGUGUGCACACUUAUCGACUUGUUACUGAUAAUGGCACUUCGAAGCUGGUCAAGUUCCACUGGAAGACCCUGCAGGGUAAGGCCAGCUUUGUGUGGGAGGAGGCACAGCAGACCGCAGGAAAGAACGCAGAUUAUAUCCGUCAGGAUCUAUGGGAUGCGAUCGAAGCAGGACGGUACCCUGAGUGGGAGCUUGGAGUCCAAAUCAUGAACGAAGACGACCAACUUCGAUUCGGCUUUGACCUCCUCGACCCAACUAAGAUCGUCCCUGAGGAACUAGUCCCCAUCACCAAACUGGGCAAGAUGCAACUCAACCGCAACCCAAGAAACUACUUCGCUGAAACCGAGCAAGUAAUGUUCCAACCUGGUCACAUCGUCCGCGGCGUCGACUUCACAGAAGAUCCCCUCCUCCAAGGCCGCAUCUUCUCUUACCUAGAUACCCAACUCAACAGACACAGCGGUCCAAACUUCGAACAACUCCCCAUCAACCGGCCCCGAGUUCCAAUUCACAAUAACAACCGUGACGGCGCAGGACAAAUGUACAUCCCUCUGAACAAAGAUGCCUACACACCCAACACACCAAACAGCGGCUCUCCCAAACAAGCAAAUCAAACCGUGGGAAAUGGAUUCUUCACUACACCCGGUCGGACAACAAGUGGGAAGCUAGUCCGCAGCGUUAGCUCCUCUUUCAAAGACGUCUGGUCCCAGCCACGAUUGUUCUGGAACUCGCUCAUCGAGGCAGAGAAGCAAUUCGUCGUCGAUGCGAUGCGUUUCGAGAACGCAAAUGUCGUCAGCCAGGUCGUGCGCGAUAAUGUCGUACUACAGCUUAAUCGGAUAAGUAACGAUCUUGCCAAGCGUGUCGCAGAGGCUAUUGGUGUUGAGACACCCGAUCCCGACCCAACUUAUUACCACAAUAACAAGACGGCUAAUAUUGGAGCUUUUGGUCAGAAAUUGUUGAAGUUAGAGGGUUUGAAGGUUGGUGUACUUGCUUCGGUGGAUAAUAGCUCUUCUAUCGCGCAAGGUGCUUCGCUGCAGAGCCAACUUAGUUCUGUGGGUGUUGAUGUGCUUGUUGUUGGUGAACGGAUGGCAAGUGGCGUGAAUCAGACUUAUGCGGCAUCUGACGCUACGAACUUUGAUGCUGUUAUUGUGGCAGAUGGUGCGCAGGGAUUGUUUGGGUCGAGUUCAACUGCGGCUAGUUCGUUGUAUCCGACUGGGAGACCGUUGGAUAUUCUUGUCGAUGCGUUCCGGUUUGGAAAGACUGUCGGUGCACUUGGGAAGGGAUCUGCUGCGUUGAAGGCGGCUCAUAUCUCUACUGAUCGGGAUGGAGUUUAUGCAGCUAAGACUUUGGGGGGCGUAUUCGUUGAUGGUGUUCAAGAUGGACUGAGGACUUUUAAGUUCUUGGAUCGUUUUACAUUGGAUGGUUGA